UAUUCCAGUACUACUAACCAUACAUGCCAGUUGCUAUUACUAAUCACACAAACCAGAUACUACCAUUAAUCUCAUAAACCAGAUACUACUAUUAAUCACAUAAACCAGAUACUACCAUUAAUCACAUAAACCAGAUACUACUACUAAUCACACAAACCAGAUAGUAAUAUAGCAAAUAGUAAUUUUCCUUCACGCUUUUCGUUAGUUCUUACGAGUUGCGAAUCGAUUCCUUUGGAACGGAAUCGGUUCCUUCUACAAAUCGUCCAUCGCUACAAUCCGAGGUGAGUUUUUGCCGUGGUGUGUGUGUGUGUGUUCGUUCUUCAGACAGGAAAACCUCACAGAGAGGUGUUUGUACACCAACAUGUAGCUUUAUCACACCUCCACCACCACCGCAAUGACCAGGCCUCCGUUAUCACCGUCUACAUCACCGUAAAGACACGACGCUAUUCUCCCGGAUCCGAUGGAGGGAGCAGUGAGGGUGGCCGAGGCCGGAGGGAGCUCAUCCUCAGCCGGGGCCGCUGUGGCGGAGGACACGGACACCGUCAUUGGAGUCGGAUACGGGAUAGAAGACACUGCUGCUAAGAAGACCUACAUAACUGAGAUGCCAUCCUCGUCCUGCCACCCCGGCUCCGGCCUUGAGAAGAAGAUUGGCCACAGGAGGGUGGAUGCCUCAGGGGAGACCACAUACAAAAAGACGACCUCCUCUGCCCUGAGAGGUGCGAUCCAGCUGGGCAUCGGCUACACGGUGGGCAACCUGAGCUCCAAACCCGAGAGAGAUGUGCUCAUGCAGGACUUCUACGUGGUUGAGAGCAUCUUCUUUCCAAGCGAGGGCAGUAAUCUGACUCCAGCGCACCACUUCCCAGACUUCAGGUUCAAAACAUACGCCCCUGUGGCGUUCCGCUACUUCCGGGAACUCUUCGGGAUUCGACCCGACGACUACCUGUACUCUUUAUGUAAUGAGCCCCUGAUCGAGCUCUCAAACCCCGGAGCUAGCGGAUCCAUUUUCUACGUUACCCGUGACGACGAGUUCAUCAUCAAAACUGUACAGCAUAAAGAGGCGGAGUUUCUGCAGAAACUGCUUCCUGGGUACUAUAUGAAUCUGAACCAGAACCCUCGGACGCUGCUCCCCAAAUUCUUUGGCCUGUACUGCAUACAGUCUGGAGGGAAGAACAUCCGGAUUGUGGUAAUGAACAACGUUCUGCCACGCGUCUUCCGCAUGCACCUGAAGUUUGACUUGAAGGGCUCCACCUACAAGCGCAGAGCAUCCAAGAAGGAGCGAGAGAAAUCCAAGCCUACCUUUAAAGACUUGGACUUUAUGCAAGAAGUGCCUGAUGGAUUACUGCUGGACACGGACACUUACAGUGCCCUGGUCAAGACCCUGCAGAGGGAUUGCCUGGUGUUAGAAAGCUUUAAGAUCAUGGACUACAGCCUGCUCCUGGGCGUGCACAAUGUGGACCAGGCUGAGCGUGAGCAGCACACAGACGGUUCUCUGAGUGAUGAGAAGAAGCCUGCAGCCCAGCGAGCACUUUACUCCACAGCGAUGGAGUCCAUUCAGGGAGGAGCUACCUGUGGAGACUCCAUUGACACAGAAGACACAAUGGGGGGAAUCCCAGCAGUGAGUGGGAAAGGCGAGAGGCUGCUGCUCUUUAUUGGCAUUAUAGACAUUCUCCAAUCUUACAGACUCAUUAAGAAGCUGGAGCACACAUGGAAAGCACUGGUCCAUGAUGGAGACACAGUAUCAGUGCACAGGCCAAACUUCUAUGCUGACCGGUUCUACAAGUUCAUGAGUUCUACAGUGUUCAAGAAGAGCUCCUCACUGAAGUCCUCUCCCUCGAAGAAGAGCCGCAGUGCACUGACGGUGCCCAAACAUAGCGGGCCUGGGGCAGCCUGGUCAGCCAGUCAACUCCCCUCAGAGAGAGACCACCACAUCUAUGGCCUGAGAGGAGCACACAGCUUUCCUGUGCUUGAGAACGACGGCCUGCAGCCAUGUACUCCUCCAUCAUUCGAGGAGGCCACCACAGCCUCGGUUGCCACCACGCUGUCAUCCAACACGUCCAUAUCGAUCCCAGAGCGAUCCCCCUCUGACACAGCAGAGCACCCCCGUUACAGGAGGCAAACCAUGACUCUAAAAGACAUCGAUGGAAGGAUGGUUGAUGUCCAUGAGGAGGACCAGCAGACUAUCACGGUGCAGGUGGAGGUUAAGAGAGCGACAGAAGACGAGGAGGAGAAAGAAGAGACAGUGAUCGAGGAGAAGGCAGAGUUUGAGGUUGAGAAGGAGUCUGUGAUCUCCUCCCGUACACCGCCUCCUACAGAGAGCUGUGUGCCCGGGGAGGCCGAUGUCCUUUCCCUGCCUGAAAUCAGAGAGACUGAGAUUCUGGACGACAUCAUCCCAGAGAUAGUCGACCAUCCACAGACAGCAGAUCCCCCUCCACCUGCGUCACCACCGGCAACCGUUUCUCUCGACGAUGUCGCCCUGGAAACAGGCACCGAGGCAGAAGCUCCGGAUACGCGGGCUCUGAGCUCCAUGCUCAGCAGAGAGCAAUCCGAGUCCCACAGCCAGGCAUCUGCAGACGAGGAGGUUGUGCCAAUCACCGAUAUCUAUUUUUAUGCCGAGGGGAGAUACUGGGUGUAUUCCCCUGCUUCUCAUCGACGCAAGCUCAGCUCGAGCUACGACGACUUUCCUCCAGAAGACAGGAGCUGGGUUUAUUCGCCAAUCCACCAUCGCUCCGAGUCUCAGCCCGUUUCUGAUGGAGAGAGUGAGGCAUAAACCGUAUGCAGUGUGAUAGGUGUUGGUUGAACUCGGAGCUGCUCUGUCUUUUCUCCGGUCACCCCCACGAGCCCUGCAGAAGGGACCCUGCUUUGCCGAGCAUCAUGGGAAAAAAUUGUAUGGCACUUUUCAGAACUAAAAGAAAAGGAGAAUAUCAUCAGCCAGUUGAUGCUCUGUCUUUUCCCAAGUCUCCUACAGGUCCAGCAAUCGUGAGAACAGUCUCGUACGAGGGAUUUCCUGUUUCCUCCGACACGCAUACUCUAUAUGACUCUUUGCGUGCUCUCUGAGAAUCAUUCGCCAGUCACGUUCGCAUUAUCCAAAUCUGAUCAUUUCCUCAGUCAAUGUAAGCACUCUUCCAUCACGUCUCAGUGGUUUUACGUGCUGGACUUUUUGUUUGUUUGUUUGUUUUGUAUUAUUGUGGGUUUAUUUUUAACAUUCCAUCAAUCCUCCAACACUGUCAUACCACAUUAUUUAAUUAUAUCAGUAAGUCUGUAAUUUACUGGUGAAAACUGAACUUGCUUCUCCGUGACGCUGUGCUGUAGGAGUUCCCCGGUUUGGGGACGGACGCUGCUCUUUCACGUCUUCUACGACAUAUCAGUGGCCGUGGCUCAGACGCCGUAACCGAGACAGCCACGGCUGUGAGGACCUUUCAGGGUUCGAGAUUUCAUUUAGAGCAUAUCAAAAGAGUGCUGGUGCGAAGUACUGUGUCCCAAACAAACAUCAGUAUUCCCAUCAUCCACCACUACUGUAGACGUUCACGUCACUAAUGUAGAAGUGACUCUGAAAAAGUGUCACGUUUUUACGUUUGUUUGGUGUCUUUUUUGUUCUUUUAUAUGAAUUUAGGAGCUGUUGAUGUCAUUUUACGUCCUAGCUGUUUUUAAUUAUCAUUUUACAAUAGAUUUGGGUGAGAUGUGGUCAUGUAUGUUGGAGUCCUACUGUUUUUUUUGUUGUUGUUUUUUUUUUUAUGGAAACAACCCUACAUAUAUACUCAGCAAAAAAAGAAACGUCCUCUCACAUUCAACUGCUUUUAUUUCCCGUAAAUUUCUUAAUAUGUGCAAAUAUUUGGUUUAAUAUGAAAACAUUCAACGACUGAGACAAAAAAUGAACAAGUUUCACAGACAUGUGAUGAACAGAAAUGGAGUAAUGAGUCCCAGAACAAAGGGGGGGACGAUAUUAAAAGUAACAGUCAGUAUCUGGUGUGUCCUCCAGCUGCUUUAAGUACUACAGUGCGUCUCAUCCUCAUGGACUGCACCAGAUUUGUCAGCUCUUUUCUGUGAGAUGUUACCCCACUCUUCCACCAAGGCGUUUGCAAGUUCUCGAUCACGUCUGGGGGGGACACACGGUUACAUGUAAUUUUCCACUGUAAGGACGAUCAGCUGUCCUUCCUGUCUCCCUGUAGCACCGUCUUAGACAUCUUACAUUACAGACAUUGCAGUUUAUUGCUCUGGACACAUCUGCAGUCCUCAUGCCUCCCUGCAGCAGGUCUAUGGCAUGUUCACGCAGGUGAGCAGGAACCCUAGGCAUCUUUCUUCUGGUGUUUUUCAGAGUCAGUAGAAAGGUCUCUUUAGUGUCCUAACUUAUUGUAACUGUGACCUUAAUUACUUCCCGCCUGUAAACUGUUCGUGUCUUAAUGACUGUUCCACAGGUGCUGUUUAAUAGUUCAAUAACUCUUUAUGGUUCAUUGAACAAGCAUGAAAAACAUCAUUUAAACCCUUUCCGAUAAACAUCUGUGAAGCUCAUUUGGGUUUUACUAAAAGAAUCUGUAAAAUCCAGUCUCCUGAAAAAGGGACGUUUCUUUUUUUGCUGAGUUUAGUUUACUAAAUCAUUCCUAACUUCUGAAAUUCUAUUUAAAGAGAUAAUCUCAGAUAUUCAUGAUCUUGCUGCCAUGCAACUGUGUGAGCGUGAGUGUGUAUGUGUGUGUGUGUGUGUGUGUGUGAGCGUGAGUGUGUGUGAGUGUGUGUAUGUGUUUGUGAGUGUGAGUCGGUGUGUUUGUGAGUGUGUGUGUGAGUGAGUGUGUGAGUGUAUAUAUGUUUGAGUGUGUAUGUGAGUCAGUGUGUGAGUGUGUGUGUGAGGGAGUCUUAAUACUCAAUACUGUGGUCAAAAAAAUAUUAAAAUGUACUCCAUUCUGCAGCUGUAUAACUCUAUAUAUAAUCUCUAUAUAAAACUGUUAAUAUUUUGUUCUUACUUUCUUCACACCGUGUCCCAUUUUGAAAGCUUUAUUUCAUGCAUAAAAUAUUUUCACCAUUAUUUGAUAGAUAAAAAAAAACAACAAUCCACAUCAGCUUUAUAUGUUUUUAUUUUUUUUUUUCUAAAUGAUGAAAUAUAAACCGAUUCUCGAUCUCAAUGUUGAAGUUGGUGUAGCAGUUUAAUCCAUCGCAUCACAAUGCAGUACGUGUGAUUGCCUUAUUUGGAUCAAUUAUUUUGAUAGCUAACAAGAAUGGAUCGAUUACCCCGACGUGUUCGUAAUCAAACAGCGUGCUAUUUUUCCAAAUAUAACGACACAGCUUGUGUUGUAGCUAUAAUGUACAUAUCAUACAAUCAGUAUAGUGUAUGUUUUAAUUGAUAGGGCUUUUAUUUUUGAUUGCAUGUAGAAAAGGAAAAAAAAAAAAAAAGAAAAAAAAACUAGGACGGGAUAUGUUAAUAACCUGAUGAAAACUUCUUGUCCUGUAUUCCAAACCGAGUUUGUCCGAAGGCUUUAACUGUUGACGUGUCUAAUGUAAAGCUCUGCUGUUUGUACGUAGUGUUGAAGAAAAAAAAUCCUUAGUAGUGUGUAUGAGUGUGCGAGUGUGUGGAUGUGUAUUUUAUUUGUUGAGGAAGAUGUGCUUUGUUAGCGUUUAUUUCCAACCAUCUUUUCCUCAAAGGCGUUGCAUGUAUUCAGCACUAAGAAGCUCUGUUGAGAUAUGUACCUGUGUCCAUCUCUAAAGGCAUUUACCUGAUGCCCUGUGUGUUUGUACAGAUCAGUGGAUGAUUAAUGGUGUAAAAAAAAUAAUAAAAUUAUACUUAAAAAACGA
Messenger RNA from Ictalurus furcatus (blue catfish), 5778 nucleotides. It is a transcript of the gene pip5k1cb, whose product is annotated as phosphatidylinositol-4-phosphate 5-kinase, type I, gamma b. Bases 461 to 2767 code for a protein of 768 amino acids. Lineage: Eukaryota; Metazoa; Chordata; Actinopteri; Siluriformes; Ictaluridae. The transcript is spliced from 19 exons. Gene Ontology annotation, biological process: phosphatidylinositol metabolic process. Gene Ontology annotation, molecular function: phosphatidylinositol kinase activity. The record is from RefSeq and is a predicted model, not a curated record.